Tetrahymena thermophila SB210 is the source of this 1569-nucleotide messenger RNA. RefSeq names its product tetratricopeptide repeat protein. The transcript has 2 exons. The record is from RefSeq and is a predicted model, not a curated record. Gene Ontology annotation, molecular function: protein binding. NCBI's taxonomy places the organism in Eukaryota, Ciliophora, Oligohymenophorea, Hymenostomatida, Tetrahymenidae. Gene Ontology annotation, biological process: cell division.
AUGGUUAAGAAGUCUAAUAAAAAAGAGCAAAAGCUUAAGAGUGAGUAGGAUGAUUUAGGAUUAUUCUUCACAUUUAAAAAUAAAAUUUUGAACUAUCUUGGCUUUGACAAUAUAUUCAACAAUGAUGAAUUAUACUCUAAUGCACUCAAUGACAAAGGACACGAUUUUUAUUAAAAAAAUGAAAUUACAAAAGCAAGAGAAUAUUUCAUAAAAGCUAUCAAAAGAAAUAAAAAUAACAAAUAUGCUUUGACUAAUUUAGCAAUUAUUUACAGUAAUUAAAAUAAUUUUGAAUAAGCUAUUUCAUUUUUGAAGAAAGCAAUCUCAGUUAAUAAAAAUUACUUAAGAGCUUAUGAAAAGUUAGGUUUAAUAUAUUUUGACUAGAAAAAUUUCUAAUAAGCUAUUAAAUAUUUUAAAAUGGGUGUAAAUAUAAACCCAAAUUAUCAAUACAUGUAAUAUAAUUUAGCAAUUGCUUAUAAGAAUAAUAAAUAAAUUCAAUUAGCAAUCAAACAUUUUGAAGUAUCAUUAGAAAUAGAUGAAUAAAAUAGAUAUGCUUAUUAUAAUUUAGGAUUAAUAUAUUCUGACUAAAAACUGAUAGAUAAUGCAAUUAAGUACUUUUAAUAAGCAAUAAAAAUCUAUCCAAAUUAUAGUGAUGCUCAUUUUGAAUUAGGGUUAAAUUACUAAAAGUUAUAAUUUUUUGAUUUAGCAGUUGAAUGCUUUAAAAAAGUUAUUGAAAUUAAUCCUAAUUAAAUAAGGCCUUACUUUAUUCUUUUUGAAAUAUAUUUCAACUAGAAAAACUUGGCUUAAUCUUUCAAAUUUUAUGAAAGAGCAAAGAAUAUCAAUCCAUGUUAUACUUAUGAUUACAUAGGAUGCAUGUUCUAUAAUAAAAGAUAUUACAGUCAAUCUAUUUAAUGGUUCAAAAAAGCUUUAGAAAUAGAUAAGAAUUCAUUAAAUAUUAUAAUUACUUUGGCAGAUGCAUACUAUUAUAAUAAUUAAAGAUAAUUAGCCGAUGAAUUCUUAAAUUCAGUCUUAAAAAAUCAUUCAGAAAUGGGAUAUGAGUUUUAGAGUAAAAUUUAUCUUAGAUUAAAACAGUUUGAUAAAGCAAUCAAUUGUUUAAAUAAAUUACUUAAGAUUGAAACAAGUAAAUAAAAAAGAUAUAAGUAUUACUGCAAACUUGGAGAAAUAUAUUAAAAUAAAAAAUAUAAUUAUAAUAUGGCAAUAAGAUGCUAUUAAAAUGCUCUAUAGUAUUGGUCUUUCUAUGGAAAUUAUGAUGAUGGUUUAUAUUAACAAUUAGCUAAUGCAUAUUUCCAUGACUUGUAAUAUGAACAAGCUAUAGAUUCAUACUAAAAGUAAAUAAUAAUUAAUGAGGAUAAAAAGUUUCUUCAUUACAAUAUGGGAGAAGUAUACUUAAUCCAAGCAUAGAAUUCUUUUUAUUAAGAUCCAAAAAGUAAGCUAUAAAAAAAAAAAUACUUAUCUCAAUCAAUAGAAUGCUUUAAAAGAGAAAUAAAAAAAUAUUAAGACAACCAAUAUUCUCAUGAUAGUUUAUGUAAAGCGUAUGAAAAAAAAAAAUGA